This is a messenger RNA of Stylonychia lemnae, 699 nucleotides long. The record is from the annotation of a GenBank genome assembly. Lineage: Eukaryota; Ciliophora; Spirotrichea; Sporadotrichida; Oxytrichidae.
AUGGCAGUAGUAUUCCCAUCAGUCAGGAACGGAAUCAAGAGAGCCCUUCACAUCAUAGUGGGAAGUGAAUAAGCAGAACAAAUUAAUAGAUAGAAUGAAAAUUAAAGAGAAGAAGAUGAGAGAGCUCAUGCAGAGAGAUUUUAAAAUGCAAGAGAUUAAAAAGAGUAUAAAUUCCAAAUCUUAACAUCUAUACUUUUAGUUGCCCUAUUUGUAUUGAUGAACUAAAAGAGAAUCAAGUAGCAUCAAUCUGGUUGUAUUGUAUCAUAUUGGAAAGCAAAACGAGAAAAUAAGAUCUAAUGCCCUUACUGCAGAAGAGACAUAUCAUUAUUGUUGAUGAAAGACCCUACUAAGGUAGAGAUAGAUGAUAGAAGAGACAUCCAAAGAUUCAACACAUUAUUUUCUGCUGAUAGAACUUUCCUUGAUAGAAUAAGAGAUUUCCCAUUUUUAAUAGCUAGAUUUAGAGAUGAAUUAGUGAACACACGUGGUGGAGUGCUCUUCCAAAGUUCUUGGUUCUUAAUUUACAUUGCUAUUAUGGUGAUUUACUUGAUUUCUCCAUUUGAUUUGAUUCCUGAAUUUUUGUUUGGCAUAUUUGGAAUGAUUGAUGACAUUCUUGUGAUGAUAUAUAUUCUUGGGUCUAUCUCAACCGUAUUUUAUCAGGUGUUAGUCAAUAGAAAUAGACAAGAAGUGAGAGCAAGAUGA